Messenger RNA from Choloepus didactylus (southern two-toed sloth), 4850 nucleotides. It is a transcript of the gene ANGEL2, whose product is annotated as angel homolog 2. The transcript has 9 exons. The record is from RefSeq and is a predicted model, not a curated record. NCBI's taxonomy places the organism in Eukaryota, Metazoa, Chordata, Mammalia, Pilosa, Megalonychidae. Bases 1127 to 2692 code for a protein of 521 amino acids. Gene Ontology annotation, molecular function: mRNA 3'-UTR binding; 3'-5'-RNA exonuclease activity. Gene Ontology annotation, biological process: 3'-UTR-mediated mRNA stabilization.
CAGGAGGCAAGCGUGUUAUACACACGCCUAUGGGUUUGUUGUUUGUUGGUGUGUCGUUGUCUCCAGAACUUUAUCAUUUGUAUACCAACCUUUACGAUUAUUACCAAAUUCUGGUUCCAACUGUACUGUUGCUACCUACUGGAUAUUUUUCUUUAAAUUGACUCACUUUUUUACGAAGCGUUUAAAUAGGUGCUACCCAAGUUAGCAUCGCCCUAAACAAUAACCGCGAAAUCUGGGGUUUGAUGUACUGAUUAUGGUGGGCGGUUUCCCCCUAAAACACUUUGAAAUACUUAGAUAUUGAAAAUCAAAAAGUUUGUGUACCAUAUAAAACCGACUUGUGUGAUACAUUUGGGAAGUACAGCAUUGUAUUAAUCAUUACAUAGAUCGUGGGGAUCUGGGUUUAACUCCAGUAGGUGUGGGACUUGAUUCAAUUCGACAGUGUUCCCUGAGUUGCUGUGUGCCAGGUAUGGGUGCUAGUCUCUUGGGACGAGCUGGAAAUUAAAAUGAAUAAGAAAGCUCUGGCCCUGAAAGAACUCAUCUUCUCUAGAGAAAAAGAUGUUUAUAUAAAUAACUAUAAAUAUAGAAAAUAAGUGUUUUAAUAGAAGCAUUAUUUUUCAGUAUGGUAGCUAUUUAGGAUAGAAAAUACAGGGAGCAAGUGGCCAAAUCUAUGGCUUUCAGAGUUGUCACAAAGCAGGAUAGACGGCCCAUGUCAUGCCUUUAAAGUUUUAUAAUUAAGUUGAAUUUAGAGAACAAUUUGAGAAUGUGUGAAUGCAAAAAUAUAUCAUAAAAAUUUUAAAAUGAAAAGGACAUAACAUAGAAGUCAAAUAACAGUAAGUGCAAUUUAAGCAAAAUUCCUUGGGUGAUGGAAAUGAACAUUAUUGACACUAUUUUUCAAAUGUAUCUUUAAUGAAUUCCUGAGGAAAGGAUAAAAGUCUUUCUCAGAAUCCUAAUAUUUUGUCAGAAUAGUAUAGUAAGAAGAACUUGGUUCUUAAAUUGCAUUCUUUCUUGAGAGCCUGAGACCAACAAAUCUAUUCAAAAUAAUGUUAGCACUACUCUGGAGGUACUUCGGAUGAUAGGUUGAAUUGGUGCUCAUGGAUUUGGAGUAUUGGUGAAUUGCUAAUACCCCAUGUUACCCCAUCACCCGAAGAGUCUGAGCAGAGAAUGGACUACACCGUGGGAGAAACUGCAAAGGUGUUGCUGGAGCAGACACAUUACUAGUUGUAUGAGAUGGCCUGGACAUUAUUCUCGUGCUCCUUACCCGUACUUCAGUAGUAGGCAUUUUUCACUAAAUUGGAGACCACCUUGUUUGUUUGAGACUAGAACUCAGUUUCAGUACUGGAACUGGAGACCUGACAACCUGAGCCAGACAUCUUUGAUUCAUCUUUCUAGUUACGUCAUGAACUCUGAGGGAGAUGAGCCUUCAUCAAAACGAAAAUACCGAGGCACAAUAAACCGACAUUGGGAAUAUAUAUGUAGCCAUAAUAAAGAAAAACCGAAGAUCCCAGGAGACAAAAAUGUUGCGCCCAGAUGUGAAGAUAGUGAGAACAAGUUUGACUUUUCAGUGAUGUCCUAUAAUAUACUUUCACAAGAUUUGUUGGAAGACAAUUCACACCUCUAUAGACACUGCCGGCGGCCACUAUUACACUGGAGUUUUAGGUUCCCCAAUAUUCUAAGAGAAAUUAAACACUUUGAUGCAGAUGUACUUUGUUUGCAAGAAGUUCAAGAAGAUCAUUAUGGAACAGAGAUCAGGCCAAGUUUGGAAUCGUUGGGUUAUCACUGUGAAUACAAAAUGCGGACUGGAGGAAAACCUGAUGGCUGUGCCAUUUGCUUCAAACAUUCCAAAUUUUCACUCUUAUCAGUGAACCCAGUGGAAUUUUACCGCCCUGAUAUACCUCUGUUGGACAGAGACAAUGUUGGCUUAGUGUUGCUCUUGCAGCCCAAGAUUCCGUGUGCUGCCUCUCCUGCUAUCUGUAUAGCUAACACACAUCUAUUGUAUAAUCCAAGGCGAGGUGAUAUUAAGCUGACCCAGUUGGCAAUGCUACUGGCAGAGAUUUCCACUGUUGCCCGUCAGAAGGAUGACAGCUUCUGCCCUAUUGUUAUGUGUGGUGACUUUAAUUCUGUUCCUGGUUCUCCACUCUAUAGUUUUAUAGAGGAAGGGAAAUUAAAUUAUGAAGGACUUGCCAUAGGAAAGGUAUCUGGCCAGGAACAGUCUUCCCGGGGACAAAGAAUUUUAUCUAUUCCAAUUUGGCCCCCAAACCUAGGUAUCUCACAGAACUGUGUGUAUGAGGUACAGCAGGUACCAAAAAUAGAAAAGACAGACAGUGAUCUGACACAAACACAGCUGGAUAAAACAGAGGUCGUAGUGACAGCUGACAAAUUAUCUUCAAAUUUAAAGCACCAUUUCAGCUUGUCAUCUGUUUACUCACAUUACUUUCCUGACACUGGAAUUCCAGAAGUGACCACAUGUCAUUCCCGAAGUGCCAUAACUGUGGAUUAUAUUUUCUACUCUGCAGAAAAGAAAGAUGUUUCUGGGCAACCAGGAGCUGAAGUCGCUUUGGUUGGUGGCUUGAAACUUCUAGCUAGACUGUCACUUCUUACAGAACAAGACUUAUGGUCUGUUAAUGGACUUCCAAAUGAAAAUAACUCUUCAGAUCAUCUGCCUUUAUUAGCUAAAUUCAGACUUGAGCUCUGACUCUUCUUUCAUUACAUACAUAAUUUUCUUUCCAUCUUGUAUUCUUUUUGAAAGAAUAUAAAGUCAUUAAGAGUUUGCAUGUUGUUUAUUUUUUACAUUGUGGAAUUUCUGAAGAGGUUAUGUUAAAUGCUUGAAUCAGCUAUUGGGCAGAAAAGUUUACUAGAGUUUUCUUUUUUAAUAGUGAAAAAUAUUUUCCUGACAAGAGAGAUCUAAAUGCUCUUUAUUGUAAAAGAGAUGUAAAUGGUUUGUAUUGUAAAUCUCAGUAAAAUUGGCUGUGAUUUUUAAAUAUAGUGUUUCUUCUUUGGUCCUCUUGGUAAAGAAUUUCAUGUUUGGGGCAAGUUUUAUAGUGGAUCCAAAGUAUCUUUCAUUCUUGCAAACCACGAGUAGUUUCCUUUCUAGAAGGCCUGAUUUCAUUGGUAGAACUUGGUGUUUUUUAAGUCCUGAUUAGUUCAUCUCAUUAAAUUAUUGGAUUAUUCAUAAGUGUCCAACCAACCAUUUUAGGUUAUUUUUGAAUGGGCUAGAUACUGCUUUUUAAAAUUGUACAAAAUGUUUAAUCCAUUUUGUUAUGAAACUCUGGAGGUGUAUGCCCUUGUUUUCCUAGCAAUCUUUUUCUUUUUUCUAUUCAGUUUCAAGAAAAGACUUCUGGGUUGGGGGAAGAGAUUUUAUUUUACUGAACCAGUUCUGUGGAAAUUUAUUUUAUUAGGAAAAUUGUCUUUGGAACAAAGUGGCAGCUCUAAGAUUAUUUUUGUUAUGCUUUCAGAAAUGUGAGGAAGCCUGCAAAACUCUAGGGAGAUACCAACUUUGAGACCUACUCUUCUUAAGUAGUAAUUUUAAUUGUUGGUUUUAAUAGUUUUGUUUCUAAAAUUUUUAUGCUUUGUUUUCUUUUAUUAUAAUGAUGCACCAUCAUGAGAAAAUGGUGCCAACUUUUUUUAUGAAGUGGUUAAGAGAAGGUCUCAUAAAUCCUGAAGUUGGCUUUAUUAUCAGUGUUUGAAUCAAAAGUUUUAAAACAUAAAAAGUGAAAAAUUAUUCUGUUUUAAUAUUGGUAUCAAAGAAUUAUGUGCAUCUUUAUGAAGUAAUUUGACAUUAAAGUCUAAAAGAUUUUUCAAUGGGUUUUAUUAAUAGAAUAUUUCAUCUUAAAUAGAAAAGCAGUAGUUAGUUCAUUAUCUUGGAUUUUAAAAGUUUCUGCACAAAGCAUUUUAUCAUAAUUAUUUUUUAAAACUAAAAUUAACCAGAUGAAAACCCCAGAGAAGGCAUGUCGAGUAUAAGGAUUUGCCUAGUAAAAAUGUAAUAAGCAAGUACUUUUAAAUGUUUAAUUUUUCUUUUUUUUUUUUUUUUUGGUUUUUAUUUAUAGUAUUAACUAUAGUUCCAGGAUUUUCUACAUUUUCUAAUAAUGGUUUGUAGAAAUUAUAUGUCCUAAUUAGCAGAUACAGUUAUCAUCAAAGUAAUAACAGAUAGUAUAAUUAUCCCUUUUUAAUGUUGGGAAAAUAAAAUGGAAAUUCAUUUGAUUAAUCACUGCUUUGUAUUGUUUGAGUUUUAUUUACAAAUAACUUUAUAUGUACGUCAUUGUUAACAAAUUGACAUCCCUGAAAACUUCUGUGAAAGUAUAAUUUUUCAUAUCUUGAUCAAUAUAUUGUGAUUUUAGUCUCUUUUCAUGUGCUUUACUUUGAUAGUUAAUCCAUAAAAUUGCUUUCUAUUCUAGUUUAUAGAAUGAAGUAUUAUUUUCUGGACUGGAAGCUAGAGAGGGUCAGUGUAACAUUCUCACAGAUUUUUGAAGCUCCAUUAGAAAUAAUUAUCUACUUGUCUUUACUUUUCUUGGUCAGGGGAGUGGGGAAGUCUGCUGGACCCUCAUAUUUACCUGCCCCAAAUAAUAAAAUCUGGCUAAAUACUAAAACUAAAUCUCCCACCCUGUCUCAAGUGCCAUACUAUCCAAGUUUUAAAUAGAAACUGUAGAGUAAUGAAAUUUUGGUUUUAUUAUACCUUUUGAAAUCAUAUUAUUCAUGUUUGAAUUUUUUUUUUUUUAAUUUAAAAACUGUCUUCUUUUAUUUCUUUGCUUUCCUAAAAACAAACUUAAAGACAGAGUUCAAGGGGUUAGGGAAACAGGCUUUAAGUCAUUUGCACUUUAUACAUGUAAAAUACCUAAUAAAUUAUUAUACUAGUA